CGCACCGGCUGCACUGUUGCAUGCACGUCGAGUGGUUAAUUAUUUUACCGCAUUCAACUGCAGUUCCCCCUCCACGCACACACACACACACACUCACAGACACACACACACGCACGCUCGCAGAGGAAAAAGGGAAACGAGCUCGACACCUGUGCUGUGUGGAAUACUUUCCCUGUCGCCAAAAUGCGCGUAAACAGGAAUAUCGUGUCGGAAGACUGUGGAAAUGCGCCGUGCUGUCUACUUUGAAGACGUUUCCAUCUGCGGACGGAGGUAAACGCAGAACGGAGUGGAUGUAACAACCAUGCACGGACUAAAACCGAAAGGUCUCCUGAAAUGAAUCGAAUCUAAACCCCUCGGAAUCAUUUCCAACACUUUACGCUGACAACCUUUUUUUCCCUCGCGAGCGAGCAUUCCCUCAUCCGAUGGGGUUUUGCCUGUGUAGCUCAGCAGAGGGUGUUAGAUCUACCAGCGAGCACCGAGCCGAAAAGUGCAGAGUCUCACAGCGACCGUCUUCGUGACCGGAAAGCGUUCAACGCGAGCCCGUGGAAGGGAAACUGAGGAUGUAAGAUGCACGGAUUUAUCUGAUGCACGGAUUUAUCUGACGGCGACGCGUUGCGAUCAGCGUCGGUGCGGUGUGUGGUUUCAGCACCACGGGAGAAAGAACAGCUCCCGCGCGCUCCGCGGACAUGUGAAAUGCACAAGGUCAGUUUUCAUUUCUAUCGCGCAACGACGAAUCAUUGAGUUGAGGAUGUUUUGAGACUGUUUCGCGGAUAGCACGAGAUGGGGACGCGAUGAAAAAGAGGUCGAUUUUUCUCAGUCUCCGUCUGGGCAUAGUACGGAUGUGAUCACAGAGUGCCCUCUGCUUCUUUAGACUCGAGACAGAUCUCGCUUCUUCCCCUGUCGCCGAUCGUAUUCAUGUCUUGAUGUCGGGGGGGAUUUUGGCGUAUUGAAAAUGCUGCUUUGGAUUGUGUUGCUGAAGGCGGCUCUUUGUGUAGCUAUUGGAAAUGUUACAAGGGACGUGUGUAAGGAGCAGCUCUGCUCUUGCAAUGCAGUCGAAGGCGAUUUGCACAUUGACUGCGAGAAAAAAAGCCUAACCAAUCUGCACCAUUUGACGGGUCCGAGCUCUCAGUUUUAUCACCUACUGCUUCAUGGGAAUUCGCUGUCCAGGCUGUUCCCGAACGAGUUCGCUAACUUUUACAAUGCCGUGAGCUUGCAUUUGGAGAACAACGGCUUGCACGACAUCGUGCCGGGCGCUUUCCUGGGACUGCAGCUAGUCAAACGGCUGCACAUCAAUAACAAUAAGAUACGCUCUUUUAAAAAGAGUACGUUCCUCGGUCUAGACGACCUGGAGUACCUUCAAGCCGACUUCAACCUGCUGAGGGACAUCGACCCGUCGGUGUUCAGGGACCUGAGUAAGCUCGAAGUUUUAAUCUUAAACGACAACCUCAUUAGCGCGCUUCCCAUUAACGUGUUUCAAAACGUCCCCAUAACGCAUCUCGACCUGAGGGGGAACCGAAUCAAAACGUUGCCGUACGAGGGCAUUCUAGAGCAGAUACCUGGGAUUGUGGAGGUUCUGCUGGAGGACAACCCGUGGGAUUGUAACUGCGACCUGGUUUCCCUGAAGGAAUGGCUGGAGAACAUCCCGCAGAACGCGCUCAUCGGAAGGGUCAUUUGCGAGGCACCCACUCGACUGCAGGGGAACGACUUAAACGAAACAGCCGAGACGGAGCUGUGCCCUUCAAAGAACGGCAUGGAUACAAGUUUGGCUGCGCCGCCCACCCAGGACGAGGGCCCCGGUCGCGGCCCCCGUCCCACGCCCUUUAAAACCACCGGCGGGGUAACGGAGGCCCACAGCACUGGGGGAGGCCGUAACAAGGGGCGUCCGAAAGCGAGGGAGAAUUGGCAACUAAAAACCAAGCCCACAGCGAUGACAACAGGGGCAGUGGACAGAGACCUGCCAUCCAAUUCGACCUGUCCUCAGUCGUGUAGUUGUAAACUAAUCGGAACCAGGCAAGGUCUCGGGGUUAACUGCGAGGGCAAAAAAAUCGAGAGCGUGGCUAAUCUCAGACCCAAACCGCUGGGCGCGCACGAGUUAAAUCUGCGCGACAACAACAUUCAUAGCGUUAAAAGGAACCAGCUUAGAGGCUAUCACAGCUUGAAUCUGCUCGACCUGGGGGGGAAUAACAUCAAAGUGAUCGACAACGGCACUUUUCACAAUCUGACCGAGCUGAGGUGGCUUUACAUGGACAAAAACUACUUGGAUAUGCUAAUGGCAGAGAUGUUCGUUGGACUUCAAAACCUGGAAUAUCUCAGUUUGGAAUAUAACGACAUACAGCUCGUCAUGCCGGGCACCUUUAGCCCCAUGCCCAGUUUAAGGGUGCUCUUCUUAAAUAACAACUUGCUCAAAUCUCUCCCCGUGGAUGCCUUCUUGGGGGUUUCUUUGUCGAAAAUAAGCUUGCACAACAAUUAUUUCACACAUCUGCCGCUGCAGGGCGUCUUAGAUCAGCUCAACUCAAUUAUCCAGAUCGAUUUGCACGGGAACCCGUGGGAAUGCUCGUGCAAAAUCGUCCCCUUCAAACAAUGGACAGACAAGCUCGGAGCAGAUGUCAUCGUGAGCGACCUGAAAUGCGAAUCCCCCGAGAGCUUCUGGAAACGGGAUUUCCGACGCAUCAGAAACGAUUUGAUGUGCCCUGAGCUCAACGAAAAAAUCUCCCCCACCUCCCUCUCCAAAAACAGCACUUUCCCAGCAGACACGGGCACGCGCCCCAACUCCUAUCUGGAGCCUAGCAGAGUGUCCAUAUCUGUGCUCGUGCCCGGUCUACUAUUGGUUUUCGUGACGUCUGCCUUCACCGUGGUCGGAAUGCUCGUCUUUAUUCUGCGCAAUCGCAAGAGAUCGAAACGGAGAGAUGGAAACUCUUCUGCGUCAGAGAUCAAUUCUUUACAGACAGUUUGCGACUCGUCCUAUUGGCACAGUGGAGCUUAUCACGCGGACGGUCCCCAAAGAGGUUACGACUGUGGUUCGCACCCCCUCUCCGACAAAUGAUGCUCACCGUGCGCAAAAACACAGACGGACCCAUAAAUAAAUGCUUUGCGUGCGUGGCAGUGACAAUGGAAAGCCAACUAUAAACAUUCAGCCUCUGUGGGAAAAUAUCCUAUUUUUUCUUCGCUUCUGUUGAGUGCAGCGUCCAUGAAACACUGCGGUGGGGCCCACAGUUAUAUAUAUAUAUAUAAAUAUAUAUGUACAGAGCCCCCUCUCCCCCUGUAUUUUUCCUACCUGUUCAGACUGCAAACGUGAUGACAAGAGGACGUGAAAAGGUGCACGAGCGCAUGAAUGUAAUGUAAAUAAGGGACUGUAAUAUAUCUGCAUGAUUCGCAUGGUCUCAACACACACUGGGAACCAUUACCAUAGUAUCAAGGAAGCCGACGCGACCCUUCUUUCGUGUUAUCAAUAUAUAUAAAUAUAAAACUAUAUAUGACUAUAUUAAAAGUGCCAUUUCUUCUUUUGUUAUUUUUUUGGUCGGUUAGAUUUGUAUUUGCCGUUUUACUUCUCGGAGGCAGACAGGCGCGCGCAGGUGCAGAUGCAUGUAAUUUUCUGUUUUAUCAGUUGAUUUGGGGAUUAUUUAUACCUUUUUUUCCCGAGCAGAUCUCUCCCGCUAUCUGCCCAGUCAUCUCCUUUAUGAAUGUAAAAUGUGUUUAUCUUACAGUGUGCCAACUGUUGACAUCUUUGGUAUACGCACAAGCGAUCUGAGGCACAGACGUGCUUAUGCUGAGAAAACUCAUUGCAGCUCCAGUGGUUCAUCAGCUUGUGUGUCGAGGAGAUUUUGAAUGGCAUGUUUUCCCGAACGUUCAAUUGAGAGGAUUUAGUUUGAGUCCCGAUGAGUCGCAGGGUGCACAUAAACUAAGAUGCCUUUAUUUUAAUUUAUUAUGAUCGUUGUUUUUAAGGGAAAUGAAGUAUUCCUUCACAAAAGCAGCCUAUUAUUAUUCACUGUAAGUAUUGUGAGCUUUUGUAAAGCCAUCUAUUUUGUCCAAAUAUGAGAAGGGAACUGGAAAGCUUUGGUACUUGAUACGGUGUACAUAUGUGAGAAAACAUUGCCUCUAGAUGUCGCUGUUGCCUCUCGAGCCUCUGAAAAUCAUGCUGGGAGGUGAAGUUCACCAAUUUGUGUAGGCCAAGCAAGACCUGCUUAGACAUGAUCAACAUAAGUAGGCCUAAGCGAGUCACUGUGAUGGCUUGGAUAGAGUUUGCAGUCGGUACAAAUGUACUGGAAACAAGUUGCACAGCGUUUCCAAAAUGCCAUUUUUACAAACAAGAUGUAUGUCUCGGUGCAGUGCAUUAUUUUAAAUGUCACUCUUGAUAUUCUCUGAGGUUCCUCUGUAAUGAUUUCACGAGCAAACAACGCGAACAGAAAACACGCUCAAAUAAUGGACCAAGCGGCCACGCUCAUGAAGAAACCUUUGUCUGUUUUUACAUUGUUUUAAGAUCAAAGAUGUUGGCUGAUGCUUUCAAUUGAGUUUACUGAAUAACACAACAGCGAGCUUGUGAAAUGUCCAUCCAAUAUCCAAAUGCCGUUUCCUGUGGAAAGUGUGGAAAACAUGUGCGGUGGAAAUGCUUUUCUCUCUCACCUGUCGGUUUGAUUUAGGUUGCACGAAACAAUGUCGGUAGAACCUCAAUUUGACGACGUCCCGAUGGAGUUGCUGUCAUGUGGCAAUGGUUUACUCUAAUGUAGACUCAGGGCCGUCGGAGAGAUGUGUGUUGUGACUCAUGCUGCACAUAUAUACGCAAAGAAAAGGAAAAAUGCAUCAGUGCCCCCCCUCCCCCCACCAAAAUUGAAGGGUGACCUUGGGGUCUGUUAUUUCUGUUAUACCGGUUAUGGCUGUCCAUCAUUUCCAAGCAUUUCUCUCUCUUUCUCUUUCUUUCUCGCCCUGCGUUGAAUGGUGAUUAUUUGUCACUCCACUGUGAAAGACUGUACCACAUUCUGGCUUCUAUCUACUUUAUUUGGUGCAUUUCCCCGACGGUUUGUCUCAGAGUAACAUUUCUAUGCUUUGCUACAUUUGAUCUGCUUCUAUUUUGUUAAAUAAAAUGUGGUGGAGGUUGAGUAAAGCUACAGCGGGUAGAUUCUGUUUUGUUUGUCAUCAUCAUCCUCUGUUCAAUGCUUUGAUGUUGAAUGUUGAAACUCUUGGGGUUAUACGUCUUGAACGUCAUUACAGGAUAAACACCAGCGGAACGACACAAGCUUACAGAUGUAAGGAGAUUUAUGGUGUUAUUGAAUUAAUUCAAUGCUGAGGUCACAGAUACAGCACCAGAUGAAUUCUGGAUAGGUUUCAGAUGUGGUCGGGUCAUUCCUGUUAUGCAGAACAUCGGACUAACACCAGACUGUCAUUAUACAAAACUGCCCAAUAAUGUUCGUAUCCUGCUUAUGAAGAUAAAGUAUAGUUUUACUAUGGUAAAAUUGUGAUUUAGGGUGAAUUAACAUUGUCAUUGGUGAUACUUUUUGUCUCACCAUUGUUUUGAAUUUUGCAACUUCUCAUUUUGUUUCAUAUCCCUUUAAAUCACUUCGUUGUUUUCCUGACUCUUAGAAGUCGCUUUAGAUAAAAAUAAACCAUGGUAAUGGUAACACUUGUGUAAUGUGUAACUAAGAAGGAGUUACGGCAGAACUAAGAGGUAUUCCUCAUCAAUACUGAUAUCUGCUCUAUUAACUACUAAGGAAGAUGUGUUAACUAAUCAGUAUGGAGAAGCAUUUUAUCAUUUUGUUAAGUGACAAAUAACUAAUCAAUAGCUUUCGAAUUCACUCAUUCCUCCUUAAGAACUUCUGUUAGUUAUCUACUAAUUCAGAUUCUACAUAAAUAACUGUGAAGUAACUCAUAUACACUAUUGAACAUCACAAUAAUCAAGCAGUGGACAUUUCUUCUUAUUUACUAUUACUAGUACUACUAUUAUGGAAAUGCACUACUAUUGCCACUAUUACUACUGCUAGUAUAGUAAUGCAAUAUGAAUUUCAUGGAAUUCUUGUACUCCAAAAGAGUCAUUAUAACAAAUUGUAUUUUGUUUUCAAUAACCAGAAAUCAACUCCCCCACUCCAAUUGCCUUGUCAUGAUUAGCCACUUACAUUAAAUAGGUUUAUGAUCUUCAAGUACAAUAUGUGUGUUCUCCACAGUAUACAUCACAUUACCAUUGAGUAUACAUGUGAAUAGUAAAUAACAAGAAUAGUAGUACUAGUAAUAGUAAUAGACCCAAAAGUGUUUGGACUCUGUUGCACUCUAAAAAUAAUGCGUUAUAUCUACCCAUCAUGGGGUCAAAAAUAGACAAACCUAACAGUUGAGUAAUAAAUGAACUUAAAUAAUCAUUAAAAUUUUAGCUUCAACAGAAUAUGCUGAGUUUUUACCCAAUGUUGGGUCAAAUAUAAACAUUUCCCAGUUAAUUUAACCCAAGGGUUAGGUUUGUUCGUUUUUUAAAUGUACACUGUGAAACGUUUUGUUUAAAUUCAUGAUCUUAUGCAUUUUUAGUACUGUAUGCUUUUAUAACCAUUUUCUUUAUGCGUCAAAAUAAAUUAUCUUCUAAGCUUAAAAAUAAUAAUACUGACCUUAAGACCUUAUAAAAUAUACCAAUGUUAUCCCAGUAGUACUAAGAGUUUUAUCAAAUUUUUUUUUUUUGAUCAGGUUAUUUCAGGCAGUGCUUAAAAUGGAGCUGCAGGUUCAAUCACGCUGAAAAAAAGAUUUGACGAGUGUGCUGGAUUACAAACAUAUCAAACCAACAUACAUUUAGCUUUUCUGUAGCUCAUUGGUAAGAGCAUUACGUUAACAACGCAAUGUAUAGGGGGUUCGAUUCCAGGGGAUUGCAAAUACCUAUGUAAAAUGUAUAGGAUAAAGCAAUGUAAGUCGCUUUGGAUAAAAGCCUCUGCGAAAUGCCUAAAUGUAAUGUAAAUGAUUUAUGAUUUAAAAUAAGGAACUUUGAUCUAAAGACACGGUUUACUCUCGGACAGACAGAUGGUGAAUGAGACCGUGACAAACUCAUGAGCAUUACGGGUCUACGCUCCUCCAAGGUGUGUUUGUUCCCUUUGCACUCUGAUUAAAGGCCUCAUUGAUUGAUUUUUGCUAUUUUUUCCCCUAACAAUUUUUUCCCCAGGACUAAUGGGAUUCAAAGGACUUGGGUUUGGUCCUUGAUGACCAAUGAAUCAAUGAAUUGUUCAGCAAGGACAAACUGAUUGUUUCUUUCGAGCUAUGCUCAUGAAGAUCUGAAGUGCAGGUAUUGUGUUGAAUGAGUUGGUGCUGUAUACUGUAUACAUGCUUUCAUUGUGUAUUCUGAUAUUUUAUUUUCAGAUGUGUUAUUUGUGGUAGAGCAUUGCUUACAUAUGUUGAGUGACCUAAACAACUUGAGCUUCUCUUAAGGACGGUCCUGCCUCUGGAAGUUUCACCCAGCAUUCUGUUUGCAAUGAAUGUCAGAAUCAUUAACGCCUGCUGGUUUGUGAGGUUUCUGGCGGAUUUCCCCACUCCAGUCCACCGCUGCGAGCUGUUUUCCACAAAAGGAGCCAACCUCAUUUCACAGGACUCAAGUGAAGGCCUUAGAUGGCUUUUUGAGAGCCAUCAAGUUCAAGAUGAGAAUAAGGAAUAGCUCUGUGCUGAAGUGCUGGUGCGCGGGUUAUGAAGAUCAUAGGAGUGCAGACCAUUAUGCCUAGGGUCUUUUAUGAGGUUUGCUGUGGAGGCAGGUGCUUCUGAUGCUGGUGGCUUUUAUAUUGGCCAUCAGCGGUCACAGCUCUUGGGACCUGCAAAGUUAAACAUUUGAAUGGAUUUUGUAAAGCUGUUUUCCAAUAAUGAACAUUCAACGGAGCUGAAAAAUUAUGGUGAAAACAGUAAAUAUGUAAAUGUUGUGUAUAGAUUUUUUUUUUUUAAAGAAUUUGGUCAUCAGUGCAUGCUCAUGCAAAACUCAUCACAAUAAUGCUAGGACUGGUUUCCAUGAGGUAAGUAUAUGGUUGCUAGGUAGUUAUACUGUCAAAAGACAAAAAAUGCGUCUGAAAUCUCAUUCUGUGACAGUACAUACUUAAUUUGAAUAAGUACCUACCCAUUGACCCUUAAAAAAGUAAGUUUUACACUUAUUUAAAUUAAUUUAACUCAUCUCACAUUUGAAAAACGGACAUCUGCCUAAAAGUUUUCCGCUAUUUUUAUUUCAUGAACUUUUACAUUUGACCAUUGAUCAGUUCCCGUGGCAUCAUGGGAUAGGCUAUUCUCAUGAAACCACUGAAACUUCAUGGCAGUAAAGAUAAUUGUGUUCUCUACGUUAUAGAAGAAACAUAAUUUUGACAUAGGAAUGAAUUAUUUAUGUAUUUUCACCGCAUUUUCUGCUAAAAUAUUCAUAACCGUAACGUGUCCUGAUUUGUCUGAGUGCAUUAUAUGUUGUA
Messenger RNA from Triplophysa dalaica, 8390 nucleotides. RefSeq names its product SLIT and NTRK-like protein 1. The transcript has a single exon. The record is from RefSeq and is a predicted model, not a curated record. Lineage: Eukaryota; Metazoa; Chordata; Actinopteri; Cypriniformes; Nemacheilidae. Gene Ontology annotation, cellular component: GABA-ergic synapse; postsynaptic density membrane; glutamatergic synapse. Gene Ontology annotation, molecular function: protein binding. Gene Ontology annotation, biological process: axonogenesis; positive regulation of synapse assembly; regulation of presynapse assembly. The coding region runs from base 953 to 3043 and encodes 696 amino acids.